CACCAACUAAGUCACCUGAAAAAUGGCCGUUGAAGACAUCAAGGAAGGAGUCCAGAACUUGACUGUGGCUCAUGAUCAAGCCCAGAAGGCCGAAAAAGUUCUGAAGCCUAAGAAGGAAAAGAAACAGGCUACCUCAUCGAAGAAUCCAUUAUUGUUGGACCCCCAGCCAGAAUUCAUUGAAGAGCGUAUUAAGUUGUUUGACGAAUUGAAGGCCAAGUACGAUGAAGAGAUCAAGAACAAGGAGCGUAAACCUAUCAAGAUCACGUUGAAGGACGGCACUGUUAAGGAAGGUGUAGCCUACGACACUACACCUUUGGACAUUGCUACCUCCAUCGGAAAGUCCUUUUUGGAAAGACAGGUAAUUGCCAAAAUCAACGGCUCUCAAUUGUGGGAUUUACCAAGACCUUUGGAAGAUGAUGUCACUCUCGAUUUUUUGGACUUUGACCAUCCUGAAGGUAAGGCUGUUUUCUGGCACUCUUCUGCCCAUAUAUUGGGUGAAGCCUGUGAAUGCCACUACGGUUCCCACUUAUCCCACGGUCCUCCUACUGAAGAUGGAUUCUUUUACGACAUGUCCAUCAACGGAGGGGAGACCUCGGUAUCGCAGUCGGAUUUUUCAAACUUGGAACAGGUUGCUACCAAGGCUAUAAAGGAAAAGCAAAAGUUUGAAAGAUUAGAAAUGUCCAAGGAAGAUUUGUUGAAGAUGUUCCACUACAACAAGUACAAGGUCAAGUUUAUUUCCGACAAAAUCCCAGACGGAACUUCUACCACUGUGUACAGAUGUGGACCAUUGAUCGACUUGUGUGUCGGCCCUCAUAUUCCUCACUCGGGCAGAAUCAAGGCUUUCAAAGUGUUGAAGAAUUCGUCGUCGUACUUCUUGGGUGAUUCUGCCAACGACUCGUUGCAAAGAGUCUACGGUAUCUCUUUCCCUGACAAGAAGUUAAUGACCGACCAUUUGAAGUUCUUGGCUGAAGCUGCUGAAAGAGACCACAGAAGGAUUGGUAAGGAACAGGAAUUGUUCUUCUUCAACGAAAUGUCGCCUGGCUCCGCCUUCUGGUUGCCCCAUGGUACCAGAAUAUACAAUGCAUUAGUUCAAUUCAUCAGAGAUGAGUACCAGGUUAGAGGUUUUGAUGAAGUCAUCACUCCUAACAUGUUUAACCACAAAUUGUGGGAAACCUCGGGCCACUGGGGUAACUACAAGGAGAACAUGUUCACCUUUGAUGUUGAAAAGGAAACCUUUGGUUUGAAGCCAAUGAACUGUCCUGGACACUGCGUGAUUUUCAAGUCUCGUGAAAGGUCGUACCGUGAGUUGCCAUGGCGUGUUGCUGAUUUCGGUGUUCUCCACAGAAACGAAUUUUCCGGUGCCUUGUCUGGAUUAACCAGAGUCCGUCGUUUCCAACAGGAUGAUGCUCAUAUCUUCUGUACUACUGACCAGAUCGGUAGCGAAAUCAAAGGUGCCUUUGACUUCUUGAAUAAGGUGUAUGGUACUUUUGGUUUCCAGUUCAAGAUGGAAUUAUCCACCAGACCGGAAAAAUAUGUUGGUGAGAUCGAAACGUGGAACUCCGCCGAAAAGAUGUUAGAAAAGUCCUUGAACGAGUUCAAGGGUGAAGGUGGUUGGGAAUUGAACCCCGGUGAUGGUGCCUUCUACGGUCCAAAGAUCGAUAUCAUGAUUAGUGAUGCAUUAAAUAGAUGGUUCCAAUGUGCCACCAUCCAAUUGGAUUUCCAGUUGCCCAACCGUUUUGAGUUGGAAUAUAAGGCUGAAACUAACGACAAGGGUUCGUCCACCAGCAGACCUGUGAUGAUCCACAGAGCCAUUUUGGGUUCGGUGGAAAGAAUGACUGCCAUCUUGAUUGAACACUACAAGGGUAAGUGGCCAUUCUGGUUGUCACCAAGACAGAUCUUGAUUGUUCCAGUUGGUCCAAAGUACUAUGAAUACGGUCAGAAGCUUCAGAAGGAGUUGAACGACAAGUACAGCUUCUACGCCGAUGUCGAUGUCUCCGGUAACACUUUGCCAAAGAAGAUCAGAACUGGUCAACUCUACAAGUACAACUUCAUUUUCAUUGUCGGUGACGAAGAAGAGCAGAGUGCAUCUGUCAACGUCAGAAACAGAGAUAUUCCAGAAGAACAAGGUAAGAAUGCCAUGGUUAAGUUUGACGAGGUUGUCAAGCAAUUGGUUUCUUUAAGAGAUGAGAAGAGGGAUGACAACAAGUUGGUUUAGUCAAUAGUAUUGUUAGACAGCAUAAAUGUACAUGAAAUAAUAUACACUACAAAGACGAGAGUGUAGUGGUCCUAUAUACUUAUGAAAUUACUUCAAAAUUUAAUAGUUCUACAAUCUUCUACAAUGUGCUUAUACAAACUAUUCAGAAUAUGGUAUGCUAUUUGAGGCUGUGAAUUCAUUAUCCUAUUAUCCCGAAUAGAUUCGUUCUUUUUAACAGAGUCGUGCGAAACAACGUAUCUAGAGCUUAUGUUUAUGCUCCUGCACUUAAUAUAGACACCUAACAAUAUUC
Messenger RNA from Scheffersomyces stipitis CBS 6054, 2504 nucleotides. RefSeq names its product threonine--tRNA ligase (gene THS1). The record is from RefSeq and is a predicted model, not a curated record. Gene Ontology annotation, cellular component: cytoplasm. The transcript has a single exon. Gene Ontology annotation, biological process: threonyl-tRNA aminoacylation. Gene Ontology annotation, molecular function: ATP binding; threonine-tRNA ligase activity. The coding region runs from base 23 to 2215 and encodes 730 amino acids. Lineage: Eukaryota; Fungi; Ascomycota; Pichiomycetes; Serinales; Debaryomycetaceae.